Messenger RNA from Protopolystoma xenopodis, 141 nucleotides. The record is from the annotation of a GenBank genome assembly. NCBI's taxonomy places the organism in Eukaryota, Metazoa, Platyhelminthes, Monogenea, Polystomatidea, Polystomatidae.
ACUGACCCUGUCGACUCGGCUGCCAUGGCGCCGAAGAUGCAUGUAAGACUAUGUCUGACUUGGCUCAGCUCAAAAGGCGCCAACAACAAUGAGGGCCGCCGUGUAACAGCCUCCGGUUCAAAAGAGGUGCGCUUCUGCUGA